GGAGAGCUCCGCCCUGCUCACCAUUUCUGUAAUGGCUGCUUCCUUGAAGUAGGUGCUGUCACGUGGAAUCUCUUAGCCUCAGCAUCCGGAGCUGCUGGAAGGGAGUCAGAUAGAAUUAAGUACCGCCUUCUUUGAAAUCUUCAUCCUUCAAGAACCAGCCACAUCAUGAUCUCAGUUUCAACACAGUUGUUCCUAGUCCUGUUUUCAUUGCUUUUGGUGCUGCCUGUUGUUGAAGCAGUAGAAGCCGGAGAUGCAAUUGCUCUCUUGUUAGGUGUGAUUCUCAGCAUUACAGGCAUUUGUGCUUGUCUGGGGGUGUAUGCACGAAAAAGAAAUGGACAAAUGUGACUUUGAAGGGCCUCCUGAAUCAAACCUUCCCCUGAAAACCUUUGUGCUAUUGAGUUUCAGAACUGACCUUUGGUGUCUGAAAGUUCCCCAGAAACAGUUAAUAGAGAAGUUUCAUAUUAUUGGUUAUUUUCCUAUAAAAAGGAACAAAUUGAUAUACUGUGUUAAAGGGAAAACAACAUGUUUUUGUCACAACAGAUAAUGCACUGGAAAAUGCCAUCUGUAAUUUGCAUUUGCUGAAAUUUGCAUAAGUAAUAUUUCAUAGUUUCAGAAUUCUCAGUAGAAAGAAGGAAACUCUUGCCCAGAAUCCUAGGAAAUUGCCACUGUUCAGUUAUAAUCACUGCCUCCUGCAUCAUUGAGGAAUUUUUUCUCUGUAUUUUUAUUGGAUUUUUAUUUUGUUAUCUCCCAAGUUAGUACUGUACCUAGACGUUAAAUACAGUUGGUCAGAAAUUAAAACUUAUCUCUGUUUGCGAAAAAGUUCAGAAAAUGUGUUCAAUGUAUCUAACAUUGAAAUGGAGAGAAGAUUUAAUGUAAAAAAAAAAAAGAAGAAAACUUUAUAUUGACAUUGAAAUGGAGAAGAGAUUUAUUGUUUAACAAAAACAAAAAAAUGUUUAUAUUAACUGAGUUACAUCUCCAUGGUGAGAAGUACUAUGUUAAGUAUAAACCUAUUAUGUAAGUUAA
Messenger RNA from Cervus elaphus (red deer), 1023 nucleotides. RefSeq names its product small integral membrane protein 30 (gene SMIM30). The transcript is spliced from 3 exons. The coding region runs from base 166 to 345 and encodes 59 amino acids. Lineage: Eukaryota; Metazoa; Chordata; Mammalia; Artiodactyla; Cervidae. The record is from RefSeq and is a predicted model, not a curated record.